Messenger RNA from Astyanax mexicanus (Mexican tetra), 1631 nucleotides. It is a transcript of the gene rbmx2, whose product is annotated as RNA binding motif protein X-linked 2. The transcript has 6 exons. Gene Ontology annotation, cellular component: precatalytic spliceosome; catalytic step 2 spliceosome; U2 snRNP. The record is from RefSeq and is a predicted model, not a curated record. Gene Ontology annotation, molecular function: RNA binding. NCBI's taxonomy places the organism in Eukaryota, Metazoa, Chordata, Actinopteri, Characiformes, Acestrorhamphidae. Bases 84 to 1244 code for a protein of 386 amino acids. Gene Ontology annotation, biological process: mRNA splicing, via spliceosome.
CUCCUGGUUCCCCAGCGGAAGAAAACUCUGAGUCCUCGACGUUUUGAAAACCACUUCCAUGUGUGGAGCUAAACAGAGAUACAAUGAAUCCACUUACCAAAGUGAAGCUCAUCAAUGAAUUGAAUGAGAGAGAAGCUAAACUUGGAGUUAAAGACGCAGUAUCGUGGCAUUCAGUGUACAAGGACAGUGCCUGGAUUUUCAUUGGUGGAUUUCCAUAUGAGCUGACAGAGGGAGAUGUCAUCUGUAUUUUCUCACAGUAUGGAGAAAUUGCAAAUAUUAACUUGGUGCGAGAUAAGAAGACGGGAAAAUCCAAAGGCUUUUGCUUCCUUUGCUAUGAGGAUCAAAGAAGCACCAUCCUGGCAGUGGAUAACUUUAAUGGCAUAAAGAUUAAAGGCCGGACCUUGCGAGUGGACCACGUGGCCAAUUACCGUCCACCCAAAGACUCAGAAGACAUUGAUGAUGUCACCAAGCGCUUACGGGAAGAAGGCUGUGCCCCCAAACUGCCCUCUGCAUCAUCAUCUGAGUCAGAGUCUGAAGAGGCGUACCUUGUGCCGAUGAAGAAGCCAAAAAAGGAGAAAAAAGAAAAGAAGAAAAAGAAGAAGGAGAAAAAGGAGAAGAAGAAGGCACUAAAAGAAGAAAGGCGUGAGGCACGGGCCAAAUCUCCCUCUAUUCCCCCUGUCAGGGUCAAGAAAGAGAAAGAGGAUGAGGGCUAUGAGAAGUACACCCUGAAGGGGGCGCCGGAGUCCAGAGGUGAGAGUGCUGGACAAGAGACCAGGAGCAACUGGGACAGACUGGAGUACACGGAUCGAGCCAGAGAUCAGCAUGGGAAUGACAGGAGAGAACGAGGGAGGGACAGGGAGAGGGACAGAGAGGAGGAGAGGAAACCAGAUAAGAGCAGAGACGAGGUGAGAUACAGAGAGGACCAACGUCAGCGUGAGUACAGGGAGAGGGAACGAGAGAGGGACAGAGGGAGAGAGGGAGAUAAAGAGAGGGGAAAGGAGAGUGAAAGAGAAAGGGAUUGGGAUCGGGGUAAGGAUAAUGAAAAGGACAGAGAGAGGGAAAGGGAGAGAGAAAGAGAACGGGACAGAGAUCGUGGCAGAGACAGAGAUAUAGAUCGAGGGAGAGACAGGGAUAGGGACAGAGAAAGAGAAAAAGCAAGGGAUCGUGAAAGAGAUCGGGACUCUGAUAAAGGCUCUGCAAAGCACAGAGAUCACAGUCGAGACAGAGAAUACAGGCGAAGCUGAAACAUGCACAGAAACUCAUUCUGUACUACUCUGCAGUCUUUCAGUGUGAGAUCUGCUGUUCUGGUGUCAGUUCUGAAUAGACAUUUUGGUAAUUUCCCUGCUUUUAAGGUGUUUUCACACUGUGUGGUCUGUACCUUGAAACUUUGUUUAUAGAAAAGAGGUGAUCUCGAUCCAGAUCAAUGGAACCAAGCUUCAAUUCGUUUGCAGAGUGGAAACUUUUUUUAUGAAUGGUUCUAGAAGUUGAGGUUAGCCAUUUUCACCUGUCAAACAAUAGAGGAAGAAAAAGGGGAAGCCCUGGUGUUGUGCUGAAAUCCAUGUUGACUCCUGUAUCUACUGUAACUGUAGAUUACCCUCUUUUAUAAAUAGAAAUAAAAUAAAUCUAAUUUA